AUGCAAAGACUUGGAUUCAAUAUCGAGUGCACGGACAAAACGUGUUGGUUCUGUCUCAACCGAGAUGGAGCUGUUGGACUUUUUACUUUACUGCUGCGUUCGUGCAGUGACGAUUGUCCGAUAUUCAGAAGUGUGUGGCUGGAUGAGGCGCGCUACCACAGUGCCGGUUCCGAUUCCACAGGUAGCACCGGUGAUCGAUGGCAUCGCAGUGUGCCGUUAUGCCUCGAGAUGAUGUGGAUGUUCGGCGAGCAGGAAUUGUGGGAACAGACAUCUUCAAGUGCGGCACUCUCCUUGGGUGCAUUCCAUUUUUGGAGAUACUAUUUCAGCAGAACUUGA
Molecule: messenger RNA, 336 nt
Organism: Symbiodinium sp. CCMP2456
Lineage: Eukaryota; Dinophyceae; Suessiales; Symbiodiniaceae
Source: the annotation of a GenBank genome assembly